Molecule: messenger RNA, 1031 nt
Organism: Malus domestica (apple)
Lineage: Eukaryota; Viridiplantae; Streptophyta; Magnoliopsida; Rosales; Rosaceae
Source: RefSeq, a predicted model, not a curated record
CGGCGGCGACGUGGCGGUCAUUAAACGGAAAAUAACAGACAAAUCAGCCUCCAGAUCAAGUCUUGAAGCACAACUCUGAAAAAUCGAGACUACCUACAGCUGAGCUCCGACCAACCGUUGAUGGAUGCAAUCCGGAAGCUCAGAGAUCAGGUCGCCAAGCAACAGCAGGCCGUGUUCAAACAAUUUUCUGGUGGCAUAUAUGGGGGAUCGGAUAAUGUUGCCUCGGAUGAAAAUGAAUUUCAACAGCAUCAGAAACUCGAGAAGCUGUACAUAUCAACUCGUGCUGCCAAGCAUUACCAAAAGGAAAUUGUCCGCGGAGUGGAAGGUUACAUUGUGGCCGGUUCAAAGCACGUUGAAAUAGGUACGAAGCUAUCAGAAGAUAGCAGGAAAUAUGGUUCUGAAAAGACUUGCACCAGUGGUAACACAUUGUCGAGAGCUGCACUGAGUUUUGGAAGAGCUCGGGCCCAAAUGGAAAAAGAGUGCGGAGUUCUACUUAAAGCCCUUGGCACACAGGUUGCAUAGCCUUUAUAGUGGGAGCGCCCAUGGAGGAUGCUCGACAUCUUGCUCAACGUUAUGCUAGAAUGCGGCAAGAAGCUGAAGCUCAGGUCCACAUCUCAACCCAAAUAUAAUGACGUCAAAGGAGAGGGGAAAAUGAGAAGGAAACUCUGGAGGGUAGAGGGAAGGAAAAGGAGAAAAGGAGAAAGGGAGAAGGGAAAAGUAGAACGGGAAGGAGGAAAAUGAGAGGAAAUUUCGGAGAAUAGAGAAAAGGAGAAGGGAAAAGAAGAAAAGCAGAAAAGAAGGGAAAAGGGGAAGGAAGCUUAGGAGGCUAGAGAAAAAGAGGGAAAUGCAUAAAAAUAAAAAAAUAAAAAAGGAAAGUCGCCUUCAUCAUUAUGUCUACUAACGGAAAGGAGCAACCACAUUGUAAAUUAUACUAAAAAUAUGACUUUAACCCCUCAAACUCAAUUUCUUUCAUAUAAAACCCGACAUAACAUUUUUACUCGAAUAAAACCCAAUGACUAGACUUCACAUAA